Molecule: messenger RNA, 924 nt
Organism: Ipomoea triloba (trilobed morning glory)
Lineage: Eukaryota; Viridiplantae; Streptophyta; Magnoliopsida; Solanales; Convolvulaceae
Exons: 3
Coding region: 20-787 (255 amino acids)
Cellular component (GO): mitochondrial matrix
Source: RefSeq, a predicted model, not a curated record
GCCUUCCUCCAUUCAUGAAAUGGCGCCCUUGUAUUCCGUGCUUCGCAGUGCAUCUAGACGCGCUAGUCUUUUUGCAGGCCGCGCUAUUGAUUCUUCUGCAGCUUCCUAUGGCGAAACCGUCGCGCCAAACCCUAUUCGCAAUCGCCUGUUUCUGAAUAGCUGGCGGCGCUGCUGCUCUCCUCCUGUGCAACAUUUUUCUACCGCCACCAAGAAGAAGAAACAAAGUUCGUAUGAUCAUCAUCUAAUUCGAGUCAUCAACUCCGAAAUUAAGUACGCCCGUGAAUCUGAAUUCCAUGAUUGUGCCGUAGACAUCCCUGAUGGGUUACCUUUCAAGGUAGAAGAUAAUGUUGGCGAAAGAUUCAUUGAGCUUAAAAGGGGCUACCAAAAUGAGGUGAUCAAAAUCAAAGUUGACCUGCAGAAUGCUAGAUGUGAAGCUGUAUAUGAUGAUGACAAAGACAGAGAGCCUCAACCUAGUAUUCCUGUGGUCAUAACUGUGUUAAAACACAACGGCUCCUGUCUGCAGUUCGACGCCAUUGUUUUACCAGACAGGAUUUGUAUCUGGGGGUUGAAAUUGAAAGAGUCUGAAAGUUCAGAAACCCAACUAGCAUAUACAGGGCCUGAAUUCUCGGAUUUGGAUGAGAGCUUGCAGAAGUGUUUCCAGCAAUAUCUUGAAGCCAGAGGGCUCACAUCCAGUACUGCCAUCUUUUUGCUCGAGUAUGCCAUCAGCAAAGAAACUAAGGAGUACCUUAGGUGGCUUGAAACUCUCAAAAGGAUUAUAGAAACCUAAAUAACUAGCUCAUGAGCGAAAAUUCAACCCAAAUUCCCAAAUUAUUUUUUAUCAGUAGCCAACGUGAGAUGCAUCAGCUACUGUAGUGCUUAUCCGGUUAGGUAUAAUGGAAUUAACGACAAACCCUUGUGCAUGAA